AUGGGGGCGAAUAAGAGUAAAGCAAAGAAUAUAAAUGAAUUACAAAGUGAUAUUCAACAUUCAAAUGAAUUAUUAAAGACAAUUAAAGAUAAAUCGGGAUAUAUCAUACAAUUAAAGUUAGAUUCUACAUCGGGUGGAGUAGACCUUUUAAAAGAUGUACAACUAUGGAAGUUUAGUAGUAGUAAUAGUAGUACGAGUACGAGUAGUACUGGUAAUAGUGGCAAGAAUACAGAUACAACACCAUUGAGUGUAUUAAAGUAUAAUCAAUACUAUCAUUUCAGAGGACAAGUUGUAGAGUUUUUAGAGACGAGUAAUAGUGGACAACCAACAGUAUUUGAAACUAAAACAAAAGGAGGUGAUAUAGACUAUGACGAAGAUGAAUAUGAUCACGAAUGUCCUGUAUGUCUAGAGAAUGAAGCAACUUGUGUUGCUCCUUGUAUGCACAAGUUUUGUAAUCAAUGUAUUAAUCAAUGGAGAACCAAACAAAAAUCAUGUCCCAUAUGUAUAAGUCCCUUUAGUGAUGAUUUGGAUUUUGAAUUAAUUGAUGCACCCAAAGAAGAAGAGCUAUUACACUUUUUUAAAACUAUGGUUUUAAAGAAAUAA
Molecule: messenger RNA, 603 nt
Organism: Cavenderia fasciculata
Lineage: Eukaryota; Evosea; Eumycetozoa; Acytosteliales; Cavenderiaceae
Exons: 4
Coding region: 1-603 (200 amino acids)
Source: RefSeq, a predicted model, not a curated record